GCUGCUCCAAAGGGUCUCUCCCGCGUCGUGUGAGAGUGAGAGAAGAGUUGAUGAGAUGAUAUCAUCCCAGAUCCGACUGGGUUGUGAUUUUCUCUACAAGAUGUUCGCUUGUUUGGAAACUUCCACCAACUCAGUUUCAAGUUGCAGUAUCGGAUGCUAAGGUUGUCCGAGAACCGACUCCAAGACUAACGAAGUGAGACAUUCUCCACACCAACCACCGAAGCGAUUGCAUCAGAGAUCGAUGCACCAAUAUAAUCCUCCCCAAUAGCGUAACGCUACAGCCUCACGAACCCGUAAAUAGUAUCUGAGCAUCCCAUUGCCACAUUUAUUUGGCUUUCGAAUAUAAAAGCCCUCCAAUUCUCCCAAAGUUCGACGAAAAUCAUCAAUCACAAGCUCAACCAUCACUCAAUCUACGAAACGAACGAAACAAACCACUCUCAAACCGCCACCAUGAAGUUCACUCUCGCCGCCGCUUCUACCUUCUUCACCGCUGCUCUCGCAGCCACUCUCCCCAAGUCUUUCACUCUUGUCGCUGACGGCGGCAACACUGUCCUCACUGACAACACCCACGCCAUCGUGGACUUUACCCAAGCCAACACUCUGAAGAUCCUGCGCCUGAACAGCCAGGACGGCGCCACCAUCACCUUCACCCAAGAAGGCGCUCCCCCCACUGCCUGGCAAAACCUCUUUGCCAUCGAGGGCAAGUCUGAGCCUCUUGGCCUGACCACCCCUCACUCCGGUGCCACCCCCACAGGCGCUGUGCUCAACGCCUGGGGCAUCACUGAAGACGGCUACCUCACUUUCCAGGGCCAGAAUUCCUUCGGUCUUUCCGCGGACAAAAAGCAGGUCUACUUCCUUGGAAAUGACUCCUCUAUCCCCAAGGUCACUCUCUGGGUUAAGAAUCUCAACUAGACUGGUGCGUUCUGUUUAGUUGGAGGCUUGGGGACUUGAUGACUUGAGGUCAUUCCUUCGCAUGUGGAUAUAGUCUAGGCUGGCAUUGGACAUAUGGACCAUAGUAAAUAAUAUGAACACUUCCAUGACAUCAUGUUUUUUCGCGUGUUUUGUAUAUUCAAUAGACAUUUGUCAAUGGGGUAAAACUGGACAAGGGUUGCAUGAAGAUGGUAAUGCAUUUGGAGAAUUGGGAGCGAUGUUCAAAAUAUGUGAAUGGUUACCUGGUUACGUACUAGAUGUUGUGGUGAAUGUGUUGGGGGUUUU
Aspergillus caelatus is the source of this 1215-nucleotide messenger RNA. RefSeq lists its product as uncharacterized. Bases 451 to 912 code for a protein of 153 amino acids. NCBI's taxonomy places the organism in Eukaryota, Fungi, Ascomycota, Eurotiomycetes, Eurotiales, Aspergillaceae. The record is from RefSeq and is a predicted model, not a curated record. The transcript has 4 exons.